CGGCACCCCAGCCUGGCGCGUGCCGACUCGCCGCCGCUCUCCGCCUACUACCGUGGCAGAGAGGAAGCGUGAUUCGUAGGAAGUAUUUAAGAGCACCACUACACAGGGUCUAACACCAGUGUGCAGUGGUCAGCCGAGGAAACAGCAGCAUACCUUCCACCACCACAAUCUACACUACUACCACCACCACCACAACUUUCUACCACUACUACCUUUAAUCACCUCUACUCCAAGACCCACUCUUCAAGAUGAAGGAAGUUCUCAUAACCAUCGUAACCCUGGCGGUCGUGGCGACAGCACAUGCAUCGCCAGGAGGCAUCGACGCCUAUGGCAACGGUGUAGGCGGGGGGUUCGUCGGCGCCUCUGUAGGGUAUGGCUACGAUGGCAACCACGGAGGGGAAGGGGGCUACGCCGGCAACUACGGUGGACAGGGCUACGGUGGCGCCUACGGUGGCUUCGGAGGCUAUGGAGGGGGUAACUACGGUGGGGGUUACGGUGGCGGCUACGGUGGUGGAGGCUUCGGUGCUUACGGUGGCAGUAUCGUAGGCAGUCGCGGAAACGGAAUUGGUUACGGUAAAGGCCGAUGAAGCAAAUAAGUUCUCACUACUGGACGCUCACAAUGAUAUAAACAUCACAGUCACAGCGAAAUAAACAUUAAACUCAUGAAGAUAUAAUAAGCAUCACGUCCACCACUGAAGACAUAUUGCGCUCACAAUAAAGUAAACAUUAUUUAAAAAUCCACUCAGAUGUGUAGUGUGUGUGUGAAUCUUACUGAGACUUGGCUGGGUAACUGUUGAAAUAAACGAAGUUUGAAGGGAAUAUUCUAGUGUAUCUUUUAUUCGCCUGGGGACGCAAUGUAAAGCUGCUGGCAGAAUCAAGGAUCAAAGUAAAGUUGUUGACAGAAUCAACCUCCAAAUGGACAUGGUAGUCUUUCGAAUAAUUUUUGUCACAUUACUUUUGGGAAAAGCCAACUCGUUCCAUAUACCAAGGGUCUUCUUGUGAAGUCCUGUUCAUAUGUUUGGCUUUGAUACCCGUAUCCUUCAUUCCGAUGUCCUUGGCUCUUCUCUGACAUCCAUAUGUCUUGUAUCGUAAUAUCUCUUCCUCCCUAACCCAUAUCUCUGGCUCCACCAUCUAUAUAUCUGGCUCCACCAUCUCUUAAUCUGGCUCCACCAUCUCUUAAUCUGGCUCCACCAUCUCUUAAUCUGGCUCCACCAUCUCUUAAUCUGGCUCCACCAUCUAUAUAUGGUUUCACUAACAAUGUCAUGAUCCACUAUAUAUUUCUGGCUCCAGUUUCCAUAUCUCUGGUUCAGAUAUCUGUCCCCACUAACCAUAUCUCAAUCUCGGCUACCAUAUAUCUGGCUAUAUUCGCUUCACAGUAACGAAUGACUAUCCUGAAGACCUAUUUACAUGUCUUGGUGUAUUACAUCGACUUACCAGCCCACAAAGUUAACCUAAUUGCAGCAAUCAACGGGAAGAAUCGCCUCAUAGAAUCUGCUAUGGGACAAGGGGAAAUGGCCAGCUUCUCACUCAAAAACUUGUCGACAGUGAUUGAGACCGUUUUCUUAUGAGCGAUCUUACAUCUCAAACAGCUCCCUUCGUCAAGAACAUCUUGGGCUAAGAGGGUAAUUACAGGAGGUACAAAUGAGUCCUUUAAAUACAUAACAGAAAUUUGCUGACAAGCUCGAUGGCUGUCGUGUGAAGUAUGUUCCGGUGUGUAGUGUAUCUGAGUUAUAAGUUUUCUUCUACGUCUUGGUGUCAGACAACAAAAAUUAACAUCUGUAAGAAUGGAUCACAAGAUCCAGUGGUCAUAUUUCAAAGGCCGAAUGCAUGACUUUCCUUCAACAUACCUCGACCUCCAUAUCGGAAGAAUGGGAAUGUCUAAGCCAGAAAUAACAAAUUUUUUAUCUACUGAUGGAGUAUUUCGCUACGUAUGAUCAAGUUUCUGAUCAGGGAGAACAGCUACAACAUGCAGGUCCAAGAACUGUAUCAAUGUUGACAGAGAAGAAAUCAAACAGGAACAAGCUCGUCAUAUGACUAUUGCAGGAAACAGGAAAUUUUUGUGAGACCGGAAAUAAAUGCAAAUGAAUGUUCUACAUUUUUCUAGGCAGGCUGUCAUAACACCGAGCUCUAUUUACUGCGUUAAAGAUUAAAUAAAGCGUAAACUUGACUAUGAAGAACUAUCCCGACUCCAAAAUAACACUUUCAUAGUGACGAAAAUUGUCAGUGCCCUUUUAAGCUCAUUCGUGGUCAGCCCCAACGAUCUCAAUAUUAAGUCAGGAUGACAUUGAUUACAAGGCAUUGACAAAGCUCAAACAACAAGACAAUUAAUAUAUUCAGUAAUUCUCCUAAAAAACAUGUUGUGAUCAGCUUUAUGGAUUGUCCGUGUAAUUGCGACUCUUUCAGGUUGAUUAUGUAUUAUGUGAAGUCUCCAAUGUUCCUUCGAAUCCUUCUAAUGCUAGCAUAAAUAAUACUGGAUCCCUGUACAGUAUGUCGUCCAUUGUCUAUUUUUAUAGAGUUUGUUCAGGAUGUCUUUUGUUAAGAGCGUUUGUUCAGGUGAUGUGUUAAGAUUGUUUGUUCAGAUAAUGUAUUAAGAUUGUUCAGGUAAUGAAUUAAUAUUGUUUGUUCAGGUAAUGUGUUAAUGUUGUUUGUGUAGAGGUAUUUGGUAUUAAAAUUGUUUGUGCAGUAUUAUAUCUAAAGCAAUCAUUUACCAGAACAUCUGUUCUAUGAAUUUUUUCAGAGAAUGUUCUCCCAGAAUCAUUUUUGUCAGUCUGCUUGAUUUACUGCUUGAAUCCAGGAAGAACGCUCAUGAAGAACAAGAACAUUUAACUAGAGAAAACAUGAUUCAAUAACAUACAACCCUAACCCAG
Molecule: messenger RNA, 2867 nt
Organism: Procambarus clarkii (red swamp crayfish)
Lineage: Eukaryota; Metazoa; Arthropoda; Malacostraca; Decapoda; Cambaridae
Source: RefSeq, a predicted model, not a curated record